This is a messenger RNA of Aphidius gifuensis, 579 nucleotides long. It is a transcript of the gene Tim10, whose product is annotated as mitochondrial import inner membrane translocase subunit Tim10. Bases 207 to 476 code for a protein of 89 amino acids. Gene Ontology annotation, biological process: protein insertion into mitochondrial inner membrane. Gene Ontology annotation, cellular component: mitochondrial inner membrane. The transcript has a single exon. Lineage: Eukaryota; Metazoa; Arthropoda; Insecta; Hymenoptera; Braconidae. The record is from RefSeq and is a predicted model, not a curated record.
AAUAAUAUCAGUUGCUGGAAUAUCAUUUUUUAUCUGGUCAAAAAGCCAAGUGGAUCGUCAACGUUACCAAGAAAUGGUAAAACGUCGUGAAGAAUCGAGAAGAAAAUCAUUGGAAUAAAAUUAAAUAAAUAUACUAAAAAUAAUAAAUAAAAAAAAACAACAAUAAACAUUCUAUUUAAAUUGAAAAUAUCAACAAAUAAAUAAUCAUGGCUGGUCUUCAACUGGAUGAAUCAAAGAUGAAAAUGAUGCAAGAUUUAGAGAUAGAAAUGAUGUCUGAUAUGUAUAACAAAAUGACUCAAGCAUGUCAUAAAAAAUGUAUCCUUCCAAAAUACUCAGAGCCAGAUUUAGGAAAAGGUGAAUCUGUUUGUUUGGAUCGUUGUGUUUCAAAAUAUCUUGAUAUUCAUGAAAGGAUUGGUAAAAAAUUAACCCAAAUAUCAAUGAAUGAACAGCAAAAAGCUGAAAAUCCAGCAUCUUAACAACAUUUUCAUUUAAAUUAUUUAGAUUAAUUAAAAUUUUUCCAUAUGCAUUUAAUUAAUUUCUAAAAAUUUAAACAAAUAAUUUGCGUUGAAAAUUUAAAAU